Molecule: messenger RNA, 5041 nt
Organism: Biomphalaria glabrata
Lineage: Eukaryota; Metazoa; Mollusca; Gastropoda; Planorbidae
Exons: 6
Coding region: 525-1823 (432 amino acids)
Source: RefSeq, a predicted model, not a curated record
UCGGUUAGUGUCAAUGAACCGUUCGUGGGCUUGUUAACCUUGUCACAUAGUCGCCUGAACACAAAGACAGUCAAAGUGAUUUAGAGCUGGUCUAGUUGUUUACAAGAGGUUCUGUGCAUUCUUUUGUGCUUUUGUCACACAUCAUCGUCGUUAGAGAGAAAAGAAACUACCAAGAAAUUUAUAUUAAUAAAUACUUCAACAUUUUCUGCAAAAUAUAUAUCUUAUUUUUUCCGGGGAGCAAAAUCGUAAUUAGGCCAGAUAGUGAACCUAAUGUAGACUUGGAAAAAAAUAAAGUGAACAAGACUAUUGCUUAUACAAAUAGGAUAUAGUUGAAAUGUGGGUCGAGCGAUGCCAGAGACAAUAUUCAAGUUGAACAUGACAAGGGAGAUAACUUUGAUACGGAUUCUGCCUACAUGACAAGAUAUAGAUUAUUUCGUCAAGAAUAAAAUAACAAAGACCUAGAUAUCAUUUAAUUUAGUGCAUACACAAUUUUAAGGAAACAACCAAACAGUUUUAUCUGAAAGAUGUCUUCAUGUGAGAGUGUAGGUAUGUCCACAUGCAAUGCACCAGAGAGCAGUGACUCUCAAAAAGUAAAAGUGGGGACAUGGAUUGGUACUGCUGGGGGAGCUUUCAUAGCAUUACUUAUAGUGGCAUGGCUUUUGAGAACCUUCCUGAACCGAAGAAUACGAGAGAGAUUUCUUAACAGAUUUUGUCAGAGGAAGACGCAGCCUGCAAGACAACGUCCACCUAUUCAUCCUUCAGUAUCUUCUAGGCGAAGCUCAGCAGGUCGGAUAACAAACCAGAAACAUAUUUACUACACAUCCUCAUUGCCACCAUCAUAUGACGAAAUCAUGAGGAAGCCAUCACAGUAUUAUAUUCCGUCAUCACCAGAUGGCAACAUAAAUUGCCCGACACAGUUUUAUCAUCCAAAGUCGCCAAAUGGAAAUUCCUGCUUCUCAGAAAUGCUUCCGUUUUGGAUUCCAUGUAGCGGUUUUUUACCAUACAGAAUUCACAAAUAUCGAGGUUCAAUAUCAACGUUGAGUAUUAGCCUUCCGCCAAUUGAGGAAGAUGUUGAGUCUUCGGCACCCUCGACUCCAACCUUGGGCAACUCAGAUCAUUUUACAGUCGCAAACGAGACAGGGAUAGGCCAUCAUAACUCCUCGCUGGUAGAACCCACAUCCUUUCAGGUUUCACAAAUAGAACCCGAAGCAGCCUUGUUGUUAUCAACAACUAAUACUCCAUGCCUCAAAACUGAUAGCACAUGUCUCCAAAAUAAUACCACAUUCCUCCAAGAUAAUACCACAUGUCUCCAAAAUAAUACCACAUGCCUCCAAGAUAAUACCACAUGCCUCCAAGAUAAUACCACAUGCCUCCAAAAUAAUACCACAUGCCUCCAAGAUAAUACCACAUGCCUCCAAGAUAAUACCACAUUCCUCCAAGAUAAUACCACAUGCCUCCAAGAUAAUACCACAUGUCUCCAAAAUAAUACCACAUGCCUCCAAGAUAAUACCACAUUCCUCCAAGAUAAUACCACAUUCCUCCAAGAUAAUACCACAUGUCUCCAAAAUAAUACCACAUUCCUCCAAGAUAAUACCACAUGUCUCCAAAAUAAUACCACAUUCCUCCAAGCUAAUUCCACAUGCCUCCACGAUAAUACUACAUGCUUCCAAGCUAAUACCACAUUCCUCCAAGCAACAUCCUGCAACCACAAACUAAACAGCAGCGAUGCCAACAACAACAACGUCAUGAAUGUCAAGGACACAUACUCAGAUGACAAUAUUAUCAAGAUGUCUUCUGCUGAUAAGAUCGAAAUGAAUAGAUGAAUGAGAACAUUCAUUUUAUCUAAGAUCUGAAUUUUCUGUGUUUGAUUAUCAAGCAAACCUCGCAUCACGUUGUGGUUUGAACAGAUAGACGUAUUUCUUUUCCAAAUCAUCUGACAUGCAGAUUCAAUGGUGCAGUUGAUAUAAGACAGACACUACUAAGAUGCAAUAAAAUGACACAAUAGUUUGUAUUGAGUGCAGAAAGAAAUAAGAUUAAUAUGAAAAACGAAGUCGCAAUUUAAAUUGGAGAAUUCGACACGGAAAAGGUGAUAGUUCGUUGUUUUGAGCAGCGCAGUCUGGAAAAGAACUAUUCCAAACUUCAAAUUUUUAUCAUACGGAAAUUUAUAUAGUGUUUUUUUUUUAAUUGUUAAUUAAGUUUAUAGUGGAUAAUAAUUAAUAUGGAUAUGUUAUUGCAAUUAUAUUUUAUUACAUUUUAAUUUUUGUCUACGCGACCACAGUGGUCCAAGCACUUUCAUAGGUGUAAAUUAUUAAUUUAAACCAUUUUAUAACUUAUAACAGAUUUCCCGAGUUCUCCUGAUUUACCACAAAAUAUACGAAAAAGUCCUGGAAAUCUCCGGAAAUAAUUAAAAAUCUUUAGAAAACUCAUAAAAAUCUAUUGAAAUAUAUAGACAAAAAAUUUUCGUUUUGGGGUGUCAUUCAUUAUAGAAAACGCCAAUCCAACGAGCGAUAAAAAAAUCCCAUUAUGCAAUACCCGCAUUUGAAGAAUCAAGUAAAAAAAGCUUCUCGCACCUCAAACUAAUGAAAAAUUACUUGAGGUCAACAAUUCUCGUAGAUAGAUUGAAGCAUUUGGUAAUUCUUGCUAUUAAACGUGAUCAAUGUAAGAAACAGAAUUUUUAUGAUAUACUGUAUGUCUUCGCUAAACGCAAUGCUCUUAAAGAAAUUCUGUACCUAGUAAAGAAUGAAUAAAAUGCAUAGACGAAUUUAUUUUCUAAUACAAACUGAUAAUUUUUACUUAGUAUUCAUUGGGUCGCAGUCAUCAUUUUGGCAUUUUCAAGUUUGUUAGCUUUGAUAAAGUCUAUAGACUCAAUUUCCUUGUGAUAAUUAGCUAUACUAAUAAAUUGUGACUUAGUUGUAAAAAUAACUACACAUAAUAAAUAAUGGUGUCUUAGGGGUAAACAUAAAAUACUAUGAUAUAACAUAAGGACCUAAUAACAUUGUAAGAUUAUAAUGUCGCUGAACCUCUAUCAUGUUUUUGUCUAAUUUUUUUAUUUAUUAUCAGAAAUCAGUUUCUUAUUUUGAUUCUUAAUGAUGACUUUGUAAACUGUUAAUAUUUACUUGAGACCCUAAAAAAAUAUAUUCUAUAAAUUAUUAUUAUAAUAUUUUUUUCACAUAACCAUACAUCCAUGAGAUUAUAAUUAGAUAAUGUAACAAAUAGUAUUCUAAGCAGUCAGUUGAAAUACUAGAGCCUAGGAGAACUGCAUCAAGUAAAAAAAAAAAACUAAAAUUUCAAGAAAAGGAAUUAUUAUAUUAUUGUUUAUAUUUUUUCAAAUAAUAAUCUUAUAAUCAUCAUAACUAGUUCUAUAAUUUGCAAUUAUUAUAAGAGUGUAUGGGUUGUGUAGCAAUAAUAUAUGAUAUAUUGGUUAUAACUAACAAAUCUAUGAUCUGAAUGAUGUCUUGAUCUAUUUUGCUUCAUCUAUACUUAAUUGAUUCCUACAGUGGCAUAUCCUGCCAUGAACACUGGCAGUGUACGCCACACAAACAUUACAUUUUAGGAAAGAACAUGCUACAAGUGUGAAAUCUAUGAAUUAAUGAUGAUACUUGUUGAUGUCUAAGAGCUGAGCCGAAGGCUCUUCGAGCUCUAAGUUUGAAAAAAAACCUGUUUGGACGCCAAACAGUAAAAAAAAACAAACCUGUGUGAACACACAGUUCUGUUUGGGAGAGACCCUAGACAAUGCCUAUGUAAGGCAUUGCUGUUGACCGAUGCGUUCUGCCCCCGACACGUGGACUAGAGACACGGCCGAAGGCCGAGAAUGCACCGGGGACUUCUGCCAUUUUCCUUCAAUGUACCAAGCUAACUGUGCGGGAUCCGCCAUUUAUGUAACGGUCCCUUUGAGGAACAGCGCAUGGAUUGGUGACGUGUUUGUGGGGACUUUAUUACAACCCCGCCCGUGCAAUGGGUGGACUCUCGUCUACCCGUGGGCAUUCCCACGGGAGUCCUGUGUUGCUACCCAUUUAGCCUAGCCACUUCCUCAAAUGGCCGUUUCCACGCGGGCGCCACGAUGAGGCAGGGCAACGUGCCCGCGAAUGAUGAUACUAGAAUACUUUAUGUUUCUAAGCCAAUUCGUUUUAUUUGAAAAUAUUUAUAUAAAUGUGUUAUUACUUAAAUUUUACGAACUGGUUUCAUUUUAAUUUAGGCAAUGUUGUCACUUUGUCACUUUCAAGCGCAAUAAAAUAAUAAACCGCAACUGUAAAAGUCAAACAGCACGUGGCAAAAUGUAGACGAACAUGUUUUUAAACGAAAAGAAAAGAAAUAAAAGAAAAAAAAUUAAGAGUUUUUUUAAUAUACAUUUUUUAGAAACGUACACUGCCAGUGUACAAAGUAGGAUAUGGGUUAACUCCCUGCUCUGGGGAUAUUGUGUUUUAACUUACUGCUCAGUGGAUAUUUUGUUUUAACUCACUGCUCUACAGAGAUUCUCACUUAUCAAUUUAUGCUCUGCUGCUGUCCAUUGUAACUAGCAUUUCACUGAAGCUGUCAAUGCUCUCAGGAAUGGCGCUCAUAUCACAGACCUCACCUGAUGACAAGAAUAAGGAGCUAGAUAUGACACCCAUUAUCAUUAUGAAAGCAUGAGUUAGCAUAACGUUUCUUAAACUCUUACCGAUGGCCCCCCGAAAAUGGAAAAAAAAAUUGGCCGCCCUCCCCCCCUCUCGUACCAGAUUGAGACCAGGAGGAUAGCUGUAGAAUCCCGCAGUGUAGUUUUUAAAAGUUUAAAAAAUAUAAUACGGCCAAGAUAAUUUAAAAAAAAUCUAAAGGCAAAACAACAAAGUUUCUAUUAUGUCUAAUUGUAUCAAAUAGUUUGGAUCAGUCAUGUCAUCCAAUUUGUAGUAAAUCUAGAAUUGCAAUCAUAAAUGUAUUUAAUUAGAAAUAUUUGUACCAAUUGUUUUGUUUAUCACAAUUUCUUGCUUUUAACUUUCUCAAUGCGCUACAACCCUAUCACAUGUGUGGACCAUUUGGGAAAAAUAAAAGGGGAUUGAGAAUGGUG